GUCGGUCUACGUCAAGAAAUGCUGUCUUUCUCGGUCACCUCUCAUCUCUACCGCACUCCCUAUUGCACCUGAGAUCAAUACCACCAGCGAGCCCAUAUUCAGCAAUUAGGUUUUUUUUUCGUCUUUCAUUGACUGGUCUAAGUUUUUACAGCAUGAGUGUUUCCAACGAUAGAUUAAGCAAUGUUGAACAUCGAUCAUUCAAUGUUUAUCAAGCACUCCGUGACAACGAACAUCAAACACCGAACUCAACACAAACACUCUUAGAGGAUCACCGUAGCUCUCCAUGGGCACGAAAAAUUCGUAGAAAUUUAUCCCAGAAAAGGCAUCGCAUUCUCAACGAUCCCUAUACUUCGAACAUAGUUCAUACACUUGCAUAUAAAGACAUUUGUUGCAUCUGCUGCAUAUUUCUCUCUCCACCCUUUGGCUGAGUAAAAACAUCUCAAUCGGCACUAUGUUGUAAGUGUCCUAACUAUAACAACUACCUUUCUUCUCCCAAGUGUCCCCUUGAUUUCCUCUCCCAAGUAUACUUAGAUUAAAGAGGAUGCAAAAUGGAGGGUCCCCUUGAUUUCUUUUUGGACGACGACCUGUUCGACGACCGUUUUGAAGACCGAGAAGACAGUAAAGGCACCGCAGGGCAUCUCUCUACUGGAGGAUUUUUGUCCACGUCUACUGGUAGUACUAGGUUUCCAUCUUCAAGCAGUUCGCUUGGUGCUAGUGCUAUUGGUAGUGCUUCGGAGCUGUAUAUAUCUGGAUACGAACAAUCGGCGAAUAGCUUCUCUGCUCAACCAACAACAACUACCUACAGAGGUGGAAAUACAAGUGCUGGCAGAAGUAGUUCUACUUUCACUAGUCCAUCAAAACAUACUAGGUCUGAAAAGACUGGUGAGCAUCGUCGGAGAGCUCCAUCCCGUGGUGGCGCAUUUGGUGAAGACACAUCUUCGUCGAGGGAUUUCUAUUAUCGAGAGUCUUCCGUACAACUAUUUGAACCAAGUAGUUCUUCUUCUUCUAGUUCGUCUGCAGAAACCUCUGGGAACACAGCACCAGAAGUCCUCCUAGUACACGGAGGAGUGACCUAUCUUCGAGACCCUGAGGAUCCACGAUCUAGUGAUUUCUUAAAAGAACAGUUGACGACUCAGCUAGCACCAGACGUGGACGAGGAAGAUUUAACCAUGCCAGGAUCAGUGGAAUUGGAGACGACGGGUAGUUCAUUUGUUCUUCGUGAUUUUUUUAUUCAAUCUUCAUCGAGUAUUAUUAGCGGGUCGAAUUCGUCAGGGAAAUCUUAGGCAGAUUGCCGAGUAGAUUUACGCCGUCAUUAGUCGGCUCCUGAUCGAAGAAGUAGAGUAAAACAAUAACGACCAUGAACCUCUCCAGGUGCUUCGCUAUUCCUGUCCGGAUCUUUCGGGUCGUCGAGUGGAUACGAUUCCACUGCGCAAACACAAGGAUACAGGCCUUUGAGGAUUAACGAUCGCGUGGCAGCAAAUACAAAUACUGCAAAUACUACGCAGGAGACUACGACCCACGGCAACAACUCUGGACCAGGCACCAGUCCGAGCUCUGUAGACCCUUUAGCGCCUUCCACUGGUGGCGGAGGUUUUUUCGGCGACAACAAUUGUAACAACCUCCUAUCACAAAACGGCACGAUUCAAAUCGACAUCGAUGCUCUGCAUGGUUCGAGACGGUCAAAUCUUAGUAAUACAUCCGCUAUCAGCUCGAUCGUAGAUACCUUGAGUAACGCCACUGGUGCCUCGACGUCGAAGAAGGAUGACGGAGACGACUUCUCUAGCAGACCGAAAAGUUUAGUCAUUGACGAAGCAAAACUUUUAGGCGUACAAGCACCGGACGGGACGAGCUUUCUGGCAUAUUUUGGCGGAUACAGGUCAGAGUUCGACAGGAUAACGAAUCGGAUACUGUUAUGGCUGAACUCGAGUUUUCCUUUUCGCACCUAGUUGGUGACCUGAAUCGUUUCCAUCAGAAAGUCGUACAUGACCAGACUCAGGUCAUUUAGUCUAGGCAUGCUUCCUCAUAAGUAUCCAAACCCUGAUCUUUUCUGUCUAAUCCCCAAAAAGCGUUUCGAAAGCCAGCAACGCGCACCAAGGCGGAUCAGUCCUGCGACUUUCUUCAAUGUGGAGCACCAAUCAGACGGCGUCCUGAUUGAUCAGAUGUCGGACUUGGAGGUCCUGUAUUCCCGACAUCAGAUUCUGUUUUUGUGCUUGUUGUCUCUGGAUUUCCUAGUGAUGACAAUGUAUCUGCGACUGAUGUACCACAACGGGAUGGAGCUGUGGGGACUGAAGGGAGCUGAUGACGAAGUCAUGCGCCAGGUGUUUUUUAUGAAGAGGAUGGUAUCUAUAAUAAAUAUCUUGUUGAAGAUGAUCUGGUUUUCGUAGAUGCUAGUACUACGUUCGCGACUGAUAGGCUCCAUGGAAUGGAGUUUGACUGACAGACUCCAUGGAAUGGAGUUUUUCAUCUCUCUCGUUGAUUGUGAUUAUCUCUUCUCUCCUUCUUUGUUCUACCUCUUGGACCGUACUUCUUUCCGCCUAUCCUACCCACUUCUCUCCUCCCUUUCAUAUCGCGGGGCAUCUUCUUUGCGCAAUUCACUUUCGCAAUGUGCUACUACGCACUUGGCGUGCUGGCUUGCCGAGGAGCUCACAUCACAAAGUACGAAUGGAUGGGACGAUUCUCCGUGGCCACUAUUGUCGGCCUCGUCCUGAUCAUCGUGGCAGAAUACGUGCGGAAAUUCAACCUCUUCCUCUUCUUCCUCCGACUCGUGAUGCACUUGUAUUCGAAGUUUCUAGUGACUUUGAACCAGCAUUUCUUCCUGUCCAAUUCAGGAAGAGACGUGUACCAGUUGCUCGCGACAACGGGGGUGGAUGACGACGACGAUGAAGACGACGAAUACUCGGAAACGAGACAGUUAAGGCUACAACAGCUGAAGCAUCCUCAGCGCCAUCUACUUUGGCCUCAUAAUUUCCAAGGGGAAAAAAGGCUCAGGUAGUUGUGCUCAGGGAUGCGUCGCGCGAUAUAGCUCUAAGACAGGCUUUGAUGGAUAUACACAGAAGAGAAGCGGCGGAAGCAGUUUGAUGAGAUAGUUGAGAUGCUUGCUCCUGAGACGGAUUAAGCAGUAAUUUAGAAGUACCAUGCAUAGAGGGAGAAGAUUUAUCGCAGUCCUAAAUUCAUUGAUUGAUUUUUUCUGUCAUACCCAUAAGAAUAUCAUCGUAAGUAUUUAGCAUCAACACACAACCAUAACACCACCCAUAUUUUCCUCAUCGAUCGACCCCAUGAUCACACAUAAUUCAACGUAAAAACUUAAACUCAUGCUAAUGAUCGUCACGCAUUCAAAUUCCUAAAAGGUAAGACGUGGAUCGAAAUUAUCACGGUAGUAGAUACCAAACAUUUAUUCGCUCUGACAUUAUCACAACUAUAUUCACACUUACAUACACGAAGAAUUCAUAAAUGAACUAACUUCAACAUCACGUAAACUUUUAUCAAAUACCUUAUCCAACUAUUUCCGUAAUUCGUAACCAUUCUAAACUUCCUAACUAACUAACAUCAACAAGAAACUAAUAUUAUGCCUAGCAGGAACACACUCAUGCACCGUCAAGAGCGUACUAGUUCAUAUCCUACUAUCUAUGACAUAGGACAUAGAAUUUGAUACUGGAUGCUAUUGCAGCACAGGAAUUGCACAGGAGAAUAGGGACAUGAUGCUUUCGCCUCAUGAGAAAUCGACACAACUAUGAUCAGGAAGCAAUAGGUCGUUAUCUGUCAUGUACAGAGGUAUUGCGGG
Amoebophrya sp. A25 is the source of this 3781-nucleotide messenger RNA. The record is from the annotation of a GenBank genome assembly. NCBI's taxonomy places the organism in Eukaryota, Dinophyceae, Syndiniales, Amoebophryaceae.